CGUGGCCCUCCCAGCAGAGGCUCAGCACCAGGUCCUCCGAGAUUCAGGCUCCUGUAGAUCCUGGUAGUCAGGGGCGCGGAUUCACCCAUGUGCUUGAGGAACUGCCUAGUCAUUGUCUCUUUCUGCACCUGCUUCGCGGCUUCUUAUCUUAUCAACAAGUAUGUCCUGUCUGUCUUGAAAUUUACCUACCCUACAUUAUUUCAGGGGUGGCAGACAUUGAUUGGUGGACUUUUGCUUCAUGUGUCAUGGAAACUGGGAUGGGUGGAGAUCAACAGAAAUUCAAGAUCUGAUGUUUUGACCUGGCUUCCUGCUUCAUUCCUGUUUGUGGGUAUUAUCUACGCCGGUUCUAGAGCACUGUCCCGGCUGGAGCUGCCCCAGUUUGGUAUGAGUGUCAUGAGGGUCAUUUUUCUCCACAUUUUCAUCAAGGAUUUCCAUCUCCUGCUUUGUUACUGUCGGCCAUUCUCACAUAGUGCAGCUAUGUGUGAGGUGGCAUCUCAAGUGGCCUUCCUUUGCAUCUCCGUAAUGGCCAUUCCUGUGUUUCUUACUUUGCAUAAUGUAGCUGAAGUUAUCAUCUGUUGGCACCAGAAGUGUUUCCGGAAAGAGAAAACUGCCCCUGUGAAGAUCUGUAGUGCCCUCUUCCUCUUGGCUGCUGCAGGGUGUCUUCCCUUCAAUGAUUUCCAGUUUGAUCCAGAUGGAUAUUUCUGGGCUGUGGUUCACUUCUUCUGUGUAGGAGCUUAUAAGAUCCUUCAAAAGUCCCAGAGACCCAACGCAUUAAGUGACAUUGACCAGCAGUACUUAAACUAUAUAUUCAGUGUGACGCUGUUGGCACUCGCAUCUCAUCCCACAGGUGACCUCUUCAGCAUCCUGGACUUCCCAUUCCUGUAUUUCUACAGAUUCCAUAGCAGCUGCUGUGCCAGUGGAAUUUUAGGAUUCUUACUCAUGUUCAGCACGGUGAAGCUUAAAAGCCUUAUGGCCCCUGGGCAGUUUGCAGCCUGGAUUUUCUUUGCAAAGGUAAUCACAGCUAGUCUAUCAGUGUUGCUGUUUGAUGUGUUCCUGACCAGUGCGACUGUGGGAUGUAUCUUGCUUGGUGGACUUGGCGAGGCCUUGCUGGUUUUCUCUGAAUGGAAGGUCUCCUGAAGGUGACACACAGAAAAGAAACUCCUGGCUGCCCACUGGAGAACACAGCUCCGGAUUUCAGUGCUCUCUGUUGAAUGUGCUGGAAGGAAGAAAGCAAGAUGGAUGUCUCUGUCUCCCUGUGUCAAGGAGAGCGAGUGUGUGUUGGGGCCUCUUGGCUGUUACAGAGAAUGGACUGUGCGGUCUGCCUACUUUGAGAGUUAAUUCUUUGCAAGUUCUGUAAGACUCACCAGUGAUAGGGCUGCCUCUGCUCACCUUGACUGCCAGAAGGGUCUCAGACGUCCUGAAUGCCCAGGUGAUGUCUUGGGACUCUCAUUCAUAAUGAUGCCUGCUUCUUUCUUAGGUCUGUACCUGCUUCCCUACAUGACUUUAUUCACUCAUUCACUUAUAUAUUCCAGAAAUGUAAACAGAGCAUCAUUUAUCUUCAGGAACUGUGCAGGUACUGAGGGGACACCAUUAAUAAGAAACAUUUAGGAUGGGGGGAGAGAGUACAGGUCCAAAAAGGAUGACAGAGGACCUAGUGGGUGUUGUGUUGUUAUGUGGAAAACUGCAUAUACAAAACUGCAUAUGCAUAUACAACUAUUGUAUUUACUCUCGAAUGUAAAACAUUAAUCCCCAAUAAAGAAAUUAAAAAAUAGUUAAUAUUCAAAAAAAAGAGAGACAGAAAUAUUUAGAUCCUGAGAGACUGCCAGACAGGUCUAAUGAAUGUCCUUCCUCAAACACUGCAUGGUUGGUUAGUUGGUUGGUGUCUACAUCUUUGAAUACACCUCUGGGGUGUUUUUUCCACGCUGUGAAGUUGACUUGCCUAGAGCCUACACUCACCCACUUCAGAGCACAGAGAAACUCCAGGCAAGGGCUUCCAUGGGACCAGGGGGGCGGGGCGGGAGUGGGCAUUGAGUGGUAGUUCUGGGCCAAAUAAGAAGCCAGUAAAUUCCAGAGUGAGUACUGAAGCCUUUUUGUGAUUGUAUGUUGUGUUGUGUUGAGUUUUUCACACUUCACUUUUUUUUUGCCCCCUCUUCAGUUCAUUUGGCACUAAGUGAUCAUCAGGGUUUAUAAGAACUAAUGACUAUCCAGCUUGGGCAGUGAAACAAACAUAUAGCAAGUAUAUACACAGGGACACUUAUACAUAUUAUAUUUACAGUCCUUAAAGCUUUUAAUUCAUUUCAUUACCUAAUAGAAGAUACAAACCACUGAAGUGUGUGUGUGUGUGUGUGUGUGUGUGUGUGUGUGUGUGUUUAUUGCUACGACUGAUUAAAAGCCCUAUUGAGGCUAGGGGUAUGAAUCAACCUACCAACACCCAUGUCCAGUGGAAAAGCAAUUAUAGAAGCCAGACCUUUCACCUUCGCACCCCAUAAAGAAUUUUGGUCCAUACUCCCAGAGGGAUAAAGAAUAGGGAAGCUUCUAGGGGAGUGGGGCGGGCAGUAGCACAGUGGAUUAAGCACACAUGAUGUGAAGCACAAGGAGCAGCAUAAGGAUCUGGGUUCAAGCCCCUAGCUCCCUACCUGUGGGGGGUGUUGCUUCACAGGCGGUGAAGCAGGUCUGCCUGCAGGUAUCUAUCUUUCUCUCCCCCUCUGUCUUCCCCUCCUCUCUCCAUUUCUCUCUGUCCUAUCUGGCAACAACAACAGAGAAAACAACAAUGACAAUAACAACAAUGGUGACAAGGGCAACAAAGUGGGGAAAAUGGCCUCCAGGAGCUGUGAAUUCGUAGUGCAGGCACCAAGCCCCAGUGAUAACCCUAGAGGCAAAAAAAAAAAAAAAAACAA
Molecule: messenger RNA, 2897 nt
Organism: Erinaceus europaeus (western European hedgehog)
Lineage: Eukaryota; Metazoa; Chordata; Mammalia; Eulipotyphla; Erinaceidae
Gene: SLC35D4
Product: transmembrane protein 241
Exons: 16
Coding region: 88-1137 (349 amino acids)
Cellular component (GO): Golgi apparatus
Molecular function (GO): antiporter activity
Source: RefSeq, a predicted model, not a curated record